Messenger RNA from Pocillopora damicornis (cauliflower coral), 3014 nucleotides. RefSeq names its product E3 ubiquitin-protein ligase TRIM71-like. Lineage: Eukaryota; Metazoa; Cnidaria; Anthozoa; Scleractinia; Pocilloporidae. The record is from RefSeq and is a predicted model, not a curated record.
UAAAAACCUUGCUUGACAAUCUUCAUGAAGAAGUAUCCUGUUCUGUGUGUAUGACCACAUUUACUGAACCAAAGAUACUGCCGUGUUUGCACACUUUCUGUCUUCACUGCUUGAACGGGAUUUUACGAACCAGUGGCCGCCAUGAUAUCAUCCCAUGUCCUGAAUGCCGAAGAGAAGUUCAAGUUCCUAGCAGUGGAAACCUCAAGGAUCUGCCAACAAACUUUCGUAUCAACAGUUUGCUAGAUGUGCUGGCCAUCAAAGAAUGCCAUACUGCUGGAGUGAAAUGUGCAAACUGCGACAAAAGUAGCAAACACAGUUCGUACUGUUUUCAGUGCUGUGCGUUCUGGUGUGACGAGUGUAUCACUGCGCAUAACUUAGUCAAAGCGAAUAAAGAGCAUCGGGUUCUUGCUCUGAAAGAUUUUGAAGACCAAGACAUCGAGGACGUGUUAAAGCGGCCGGCAUUUUGCCAACAGAAGCAUCACGAAAAAGAAGAACUCAAGCUCUUUUGCAAGAACUGUGAUGUUGCUAUUUGUAAUUUGUGUGUUGCAACCAUCCAUGAUGGUCACGCUAAGAUUGUUCUAGAAGAAGCAGCAAGUGAACGCAAGAUACAAGUCAAGUCUGUGAUCGAGAAGCAAAAGAAAACUAUUGAACACAAAAAAACCAAAAUCGCUGAUCUUGAAAGACAGUGUAACCAAAUUGAAGCGCGAGGCGAUGCAGUGAAACGAGACAUCCACAAGUUUGCUGAAAACAUGAUCGCAGUCAUUGAAACAAAGAAGAAGGAAAUGUUAAACAAAGCUGAAAAAAAAAUCAAAGAAUCCCUUGGAUGUUUGCGAACUCAACAAUGCGAGGUGAUACGUCAAUUGAAACUGCUGGAAACUACUGUUGAAAAAACUGAAACACUUGUAAAACAAUGUACAAAUGCCGAGAUUACUCAGUUAGAUAAGUCACUGAGCACGGUCAUACCCGAAGAAGUCAGUGAUGUUGGAAAACAAGCCGCAGCUGACCUUGAAGGUCUUCGUCAAUUCCUUUUCAAAGAAAACAAAACAUUUGUUGAUAGUCUUAACUCUGACGGCAUCGGCUCAUUUCAAACUUUUGUGACUAACACUUGCGCUCAUCAGUCAACUACCGAAGGGAAAGGACUCAGUGAAGCGAGUGUUGGACUUGAAUCAAACUUUUUAUUAACAACAAGAAAUGCCGAAGGAGAACAAUGUUACAAUGAGCGUGACUGUGUAACCGUGGAAAUAAAAAAUCAGCGAGGCCAUGACUGUGCGACGGAAGUACGAUUCAAAGAUGAGAAAGAUGGUAGCUACAAAGUCAGAUAUUUCCUCAAAGAUACAGGAAAAUGCCAAGUAUCAGUGAAAGUAAAUGAAGAACACAUUCGUGGCAGUCCAUUUCCUAUUAAACCGAAACCCAGACAAUUCAGACACGUGUUAUCUUUUGGACGACGAGGUUCGUGUGCUGAAAUGGUAAAAGCUCCAUACGGAGUAACAGUGAAUGAACGAGAUGAAAUUGCAGUGACUGAUACUGAUAACCACAAGGUUCAGGUAUUCAGUAGUGAUGGAACUUACUUAAGAUCUUUUGGUAGGAUUGGUGAUAAACAGGGAGAGUUAAAUUGGCCUGCUGGGAUAGCAUUUGAUAAGAAUAGUCGCAGUAUAGUUGUAGACAGUGAUAAUCACCGAGUUCAAUUGUUUAAUGAGCAGGGUCAGUACCUGAGCCAGUUUGGUGAUGAAGGAAAUCUUGAUCACCAGCUGAGGGAUCCUUAUGGUGUAUCUGUUGACACGAAUGGAAAUAUCAUUGUUGCCGAUGCGGGCAACAAACUUAUAAAAAUCUUUUCUCCCAGUGGUCAGUUUUUGUAUAAACUUGGUGAAGGUGAAAGUGGACAUUUUACUUCUCCUUUUCACUGUAUUCAAUAUGAUAAAUUUCUUAUAGUAUCAGACGCUGGUGAACAUUGUAUCAAAGUGUUUGAUAUAAACGGCAACUUUUUGUACAAAUUUGGAAAUCAGGGGAACAGGGACGGGGAGUUUAACGAGCCCCGUUUUUUAUCAGUUAACAAAGCAGGACACCUGAUGGUCUGUGACACAAAGAAUCACAGAGUUCAGGUAUUUGAACUGAAUGGUAAUUUUGUAACAAAGUUUGGAAAACUAGGGAGUUGGCUGGGGGAGUUCGGCUCGCCAACAUCUGCAGCAGUUCUUAGUAAUGGUAGGAUAGUUGUGACUGAAUGGUUUAACAGUCGCAUUCAGAUAUUUGAGUAAAUGUGGAUAAUUUAUCUACCAUCACAUUCAGACUACAAAUUACUUCUAAAAAACAUUCUUUUCACCUAAUCUUGAAAUCAUUUUCCAGAUAGGCUUCUUGUUAUAGUUUCAGUGAGAAGAACAUUUUAGAACUUUGAGUCAGUGGAUUCGAUUUUGUGCAUUGUCUAGUUAUCAGUUCACGCUUUAAUGUCCCAUUUUUUUCUCUUGCUCACGGUAAUCCCGAGAAAAGUGUUUUCUUGCCUUGGUUAUUUUGCCUAAAUGAAUGGAAAUUAAUUAAAUGUAGAUUAAAAUGACACGUUUUGAACUUUUCGGGAGAAGCCAUUAGAAAACAAUAAGUCAACUGCAAACUGGUUAUUGUCAUUUUCAAUCAAAAUCGCUAAGAUUUCUUUCACAAAUUGUCGUUGUUGCUUCUAAUUGUCGUUUUUCCAUGAGCUUGAAUGGACAACACUUUUACUUUUCUUUUGUUGUUGGCUAUUUUCUUUUCUAAUGGCUCAUCCUUCAGUUCACUCGUUAUAAACGAAUAAUGCUGGUGUAUAUAUCAGUGUAAAGUUACACGGAGCUGCACGUCAAAGUGAUGUUGAACCCAAAAAUGUUUGCGACGUGAUUAUUUUAUUCAUGUAAAUCACGCAGUGUUUGCCGGAAAAAUUGUAACUGUAAAGAAGCAACGUCAUUAAAAUCUAAGGUUUUUCUUAUGUUUCGAUUCGCGUGCAAGAAUCCAACCAUUGUAAUUCUAGUUUGUUAGGGAGGACAAACAAAAGAAAU